CCCUCGGACCUCGGCGGGGAGAUGGAGGUCCUGGUGGCAGAGACCACGUCCCAGCAGGAGCGGCUCCAGGCCAUUGCAGAGAAGCGGCGGAGGCAGGCGGAGAUCGAGAACAGGCGCCGGCAGCUGGAGGACGACCGGCGGCAGCUGCAGCACCUGAAGUCUAAGGCACUGCGGGAACGCUGGCUGCUGGCGGGGACGCCGUCCUCAGCCUCGGAGGGGGACGAGGACAUGAGGAGACAGAUGCAGGAGGACGAGCAGAAGGCGCGACUGCUGGAAGAAUCCAUCUCCAGGCUGGAGCAGGAGAUCGAGGAGCUGGAGAACGCGGAUGCGCUGCCGGCCGCCGCCAAGGAGAGCCCGGCAGCCCCGAGCCCUGCUCGCACCCCCGCCCCCACCCCGGCCCCACGCCCCGCCCAGGAGGACCAGAGGGCCGAGGCUGUGCUGAAUUCUCAGCAGGCCCCGGUGGGCACGCCCAAAGAGAAGCGAAUCUCCAACACACCCCUGAGGACGGUUGAAGGCUCCACCAUGAUGAAGGCCGCCAUGUACUCGGUGGAGAUCACGGUGGAGAAGAACAAGGUGACGGGGGAGACCCGGGUGCUGUCCAGCACCCGCGCGCUCCCCCGGGAGCGCCCCCCUCAGGGCAUCAAGGUCUACGAGGACGAGACCAAAGUGGUCCACGCCGUGGACGGCACGGCGGAGAAUGGGAUUCACCCGCUGAGCUCCUCUGAGGUGGACGAACUCAUCCACAAGGCGGACGAGGUCACGCUGAGUGAGGCAGGGUCUGUGGCCGGGUCAGCAGAGCCCCGGGGGCCGUCGGAGGAGGCCGUCCGGACCACGCCAUCCAGGCGGGAGAUCACUGGAGUUCAGGCCCAGCCCGGCGAGGCCACGUCAGGCCCUCCCGGCAUCCAGCCGGGCCAGGAGCCCCCGGUCACCAUGAUCUUCAUGGGCUACCAGAAUGUGGAGGAUGAGGCCGAGACCCAGAAGGUGCUGGGCUUGCAGGACACCAUCACCGCAGAGCUGGUGGUCAUUGAGGACGCGGCCGAGCCCAAGGAGCCUGCCCCGCCCAACGGCAGUGCGGCCGAGCCCCCUGCCACCGAGGGCUCCAGGGAAGAGAACCAGGUGGGGCUCGAGGCCCCUGCCAGCGACCCCCAGGACCUCGACGUCAAGAAGCAGCGCUGUAAAUGCUGCUCCAUUAUGUGACCCACCUGGACGCCCCAGACCCCGGCCCCGCCCUCCACACCAGACACCCACACAGCCCGGCCCUCUUGGCGCCCGUCCACCCUCCACCCACAAUCGCGGGCCCAGGACAUGCUGUGUCUUCACACGUUCCUUCUGAGUUUUCUUUCACCGGAAAGAGAGGGACAGGGGUUCCCCCUCCCGUCACCCCCACACACACCCUAAA
Molecule: messenger RNA, 1399 nt
Organism: Lipotes vexillifer (Yangtze River dolphin)
Lineage: Eukaryota; Metazoa; Chordata; Mammalia; Artiodactyla; Lipotidae
Gene: PALM
Product: paralemmin
Exons: 9
Coding region: 22-1197 (391 amino acids)
Biological process (GO): regulation of cell shape; positive regulation of filopodium assembly; negative regulation of adenylate cyclase activity
Cellular component (GO): plasma membrane
Source: RefSeq, a predicted model, not a curated record